AUGAAACUGCACAACUCAAUUCUUAUGAUACGAUAUGUUUUAAUUAUAACCUAUUUUAUUAACAUUCAUGGUAAGGAUGAUUCAUGUAAUGGCAAUCUAAUAUUAAAAUUAUUGCAUGAACAAGACAUUCGUGAUUCAUUGAAUAAUUUACCAUCAUACUAUAAAAACGAAAAUAUUCAAUCUAAUGUUAUCGAUACUUUCGAAGCUUCAGGUGUUGUACUUCGAUCAGAUUCUCUUAUGAUGUAUAUCAUAUUUGAUAAUACGUUUCAAAUCGAUGCCUUUUGCAAUUUGCUGGCUAUUCAAACUAUGAAUUGUACUAAUAAAUUACUCGAUUGGCCUGAUAAUACAUUUAAUAAACUCGAUUCAGAAUUCGAAGGUAUAGCCUAUAAUCCAUUAAAUGACACAUAUUUUAUAGCACAAUAA
Molecule: messenger RNA, 423 nt
Organism: Rotaria sp. Silwood2
Lineage: Eukaryota; Metazoa; Rotifera; Eurotatoria; Philodinida; Philodinidae
Source: the annotation of a GenBank genome assembly